Messenger RNA from Exaiptasia diaphana, 1675 nucleotides. RefSeq names its product tubulin polyglutamylase complex subunit 2. Gene Ontology annotation, biological process: protein polyglutamylation. The transcript has 7 exons. The coding region runs from base 174 to 902 and encodes 242 amino acids. The record is from RefSeq and is a predicted model, not a curated record. NCBI's taxonomy places the organism in Eukaryota, Metazoa, Cnidaria, Anthozoa, Actiniaria, Aiptasiidae.
AACCAUUUUAACAACAUGGCGUCCUUGAGCGAGCAAGGAAAAGUUAGAGAACUCUUCAAUAAAAUGACUCUUGGAGUCGUUCGUACUUUAGCCGUCCAAGUAUUACCGAUGUCCGAUUACUAGAUAGAAAGCCAGCUGAAAAAGGGAUUAUUGACGCUUGGGAGCAAGCACACAUGAAUAUAAUCCCUGAAGAUUUAAAAAACUUCUUCUUGACAUCUAAUGGCCUUCUAAUUCAAUGGAGCAUCAAAUUUGGAGGGAGUAAUUUGAACUUGGGUAAAAUGGAAAUCAACUCAGUAGCAGGUCUGACGUCAUUAACACAAAAUAUAUCCAACAGUGAUGACAAUCCAUCUUUAAGGGACGUUGAUACAAUAUCUGAUGAAAAAGAUGACCAUGGACAUAUAAAACCACAUUUUGAUGGCCGUAGUAAAAUAUACGAGCUUGAUUCUUGUAAUGGAUGUGGUAAAGUAUGUUUGGUCUACAAGGAUCUAAAAGCUGGGGUAACGACUAGCAAACCAGAAGUGUGGUUCUUAGAUUGUGCUUUGGACUGGUUUUACCUAGCAGAUAGUUUUUCUUCAUAUUUUCGAAUGAUGAUCAUUCAUCUUGGUCUUCCUCUAUGGCAGUUUAUAUUCACAAGUUCAGGGAUAAGCCCUGAAACAAAGCAAUGGUUCAAUCUUUAUGCACCCAUGAGACUUGCCCUGGACGCACAACUUUCCAACCAUGAUACAUCUGAAAGUCCUUCAAAUAAUUCAGAGAAUAAACUAGAUAUUAACAGACUCUUUAGAGGUAAAGGUGACAAGUCRAAAGGACGACAAGCACCGUCUAAGAAAAGCUCAUUACCAAAUAGAAAUGCGAGUACUAGUCAGGGACGCACAGGGGCUUUAACUAGAGGCAUGACGAGGUAACCCGGGGUUGAACUGAGGUUGAACUUYAUUGGUCCUCUUCUCAAAGCACAUGGGUUGUAUGUACACAAAUGUUCUYACAAUGGAACCCCGUUAAUGCGGCGACCGAAUGGACUUCGAAAAGUGGUCGCACUAAGGGGGUGGCCGUUUUAAGCGAGCAGAAAAGUAUGAGGGCUUAAUUCAACGGGAUAUAGAAAUCCGGUCGUUAUAACGGCGAUGGCCGUAUUAAGCGAGUGGUCGUAAGGAGUUUUGUCUGACCAAGCGAGCCCUCAUAUUGCACUGGAAUAAUUUAUAAUAUUAAAUGUGUUAUGUUCGAAAAUGUUUUCUACUGUUAUGAUAUUCAGACACUAUCAAAUAGCUUAUGGUUUAUUURAUUUAUUUUUUCUGGCUGCAUUUCUAAAARAUAACGAAAAAUGAUCGGGCAGGCAUAGGUAGAAAACGAAUUGUACCGUAAAUCAAAAAUAUACGACCUAUACACGGACUAACGUGCGUACGCAUGGCGACUUCAGGGUCUUACGAGGCACCAGCCACAAAAAUACAGACGAAAAGUUCAAGAUUAAUGAUGUAAAUAUAUUACUAUAUCUCCCCAUGUUUAUUAUAAAAAAAACUUUUAUUGAAAAAUGACAUUAAUGAAAAAUAAUCAUCAAAAUACAAUGAGGUGAACCAAUVCUUUUGUACUYGGUUAAGUGUUUAUCAUUUAAUCACCAAAGGUGCAAUAUUCGUUUUGAAGUACACUUUCCAAAUACGUUAUUAAAAUUAUUUAAGUGUUGUGAUCA